GUCCAUCGAACUAACAAUAUAAUAAUAAUAAUAAUAAUAAUAAUAAUAAUAAUAAUCAUUAAGAUUUAGAUUCCUAAAAAUCUUCACAAUUUCAUGUCAAAUUCACAACAGAUCAUCACAAUCAAUCGAGUCUGAAGAACACCAAAACAAUUUCACCACCACCACUAUGCGUCCGUCACCGUCGUCACCGCCGCCGCACUCCGGCGACCGCUCAAACGACGUCGUAAAGCUAACAAACGGCAAUGUUGCUGUUACUAGUUCUACUACUACUACUACUAAACAAGCAGAGUUAAUUACACCGUACACUCAAAACCCUAACCCUAACCCUAAUCCUAACAGUAUAUGGAGAGAUUCAAGCUACGAUUUCACCAACGACGGUGAGAAGUUCGACUUCGGAACCUCCGAUACGACGUCGCCGCAGCAGUCGCCGGCGUUGUCGAGAAUCCCGGAGAGUCCAAACAACUACGGUGUUCUUACACCGAAGGAAGUUAGGGUUUCGUUUCACGAAGAGGUUGUUGAGCCGCCGCCGCUCCGGCAGCGCUCCAUCGCCAGUGGUCGCACCUCCGGCAGCGGCGGUGGUGGCGGUGGCAGUGGAGAAGAGGUAGUGGUUUGCUCGGCGAAUGGUUCGUUUAAGCGGAAAUCGAGUUUGAUGCGAACAAAGACGAAAUCGAGGCUGAUGGAUCCGCCUGAACCGGAGCAGAGGUCUGGUAAGACGCCGAGAGCUGGCGGUAGCGAAUUGGAUGAAGAUGAUCCGUUUCUGGAUGAUGAUUUACCGGAUGAGUAUAAACAAUUAAGGUAUAGCAAAUGGACUAUACUUCAAUUGCUUAGUUUAAUAUUGAUUAUUGCUGCUUUGAUAUGCACACUCACUAUUCCAUUUUUGGAGCAUAAGAUUUUGUAUGAUCUUGUAUUGUGGAAAUGGGGGGUGAUGAUACUGGUUUUGAUAUGUGGGAGAUUGGUUUCCGGGUGGGGGAUAAGGUUUAUAGUGGUCUUGAUAGAGCGAAAUUUCGUACUCCGGAAACGCAUUUUGUAUUUCGUUUACGGGCUGCGAAAGGCUGUUCAGAAUUGCGUUUGGUUAACGUUGGUUUUGAUCGCGUGGCAAUGCAUAUUCAAUGAUAAAGUCGAACGAGCGACAAAGGGGUCGCAGGUUUUGCCUUAUGUGACCAGGGUUUGGGUUUGUUUGUUAGUCGCUACGGUUAUUUGGCUGUUGAAAACGUUGUUCGUGAAGGUGCUUGCAUCUUCCUUCCACGUGAGCACGUUUUUUGACCGGAUCCAAGAAUCUUUGUUCAACCAGUACGUUAUCGAGUCACUUUCCGGUCCGCCGUUGAUUGAGAUUCAACACGAGCGGGAAGAAGAAGAUAGAGUGAUGGCAGAAGUUGAAAAGCUUCAGAAAGCCGGGGCCACUUUGCCAGCCGAUCUUAAGGCAAAUAUAUUCAAGAAAAGCGGGAGGUUUAUCGGAACUCCGAAAACUAACACUCCUAAAACGGGUAAAAGCGGUAAAUUUUCCGAAACUACUACGCCUAAAAAGGUUGAUGAGGGGAUUACUAUUGAUCACUUGCAUAGGCUAAAUCAGAAGAAUAUAUCGGCUUGGAAUAUGAAACGGUUGAUGAAUAUUGUGCGUACGGGUGUGUUAUCUACUUUAGACGAACAAUUGGAUGAUGGUGAGACUGCAGGUGAAAUCACAAAUGAAAAGCAGGCUAAGGUUGCAGCCAAGAAAAUAUUCCACAAUGUUGCUAAACAAGGCUCCAAGCGCAUAUAUUUAGAGGACUUGAUGCGUUUUCUGCGAGAGGAUGAAGCUUUGAAGGCGAUACGACUCUUUGAUGCAGAAAGUGAAACGAAAGGAAUCAGUAAAGGAACUCUCAAAAAUUGGGUGGUUAAUGCAUUCCGAGAACGAAGAGCCCUUGCGUUGUCUCUCAAUGACACAAAGACAGCUGUAAACAAACUCCAUCAAAUGUUGAACGUAGUUGUCGGAGUUUUAAUAAUCAUGAUCUGGCUCCUUAUACUUAAAGUGGCAACUACAAAAAACUUUAUUUUCCUAAGCUCACAGCUACUUUUGGUAGUGUUCGUGUUUGGUAACACAUGCAAGACAACAUUUGAGGCCAUUGUUUUCUUGUUUGUAAUGCACCCAUAUGACGUGGGUGAUCGUUGUGAAAUCGACGGUGUUCAGAUGAUAGUUGAGGAGAUGAAUAUAUUAACAACGGUUUUCUUGAGGUACGACAACCAAAAAAUUAUAUACCCGAACAGUGUCUUGGCCACGAAACCAAUUGCCAAUUAUUAUCGUAGCCCGGAUAUGGGAGAUGCCAUUGAUUUCUGUAUACAUGUAUCAACUCCUGUUGAAAAGGUUGCUCUAAUGAAGGAAAGGAUAACAAGCUACAUUGAGAACAAGAGUGAUCAUUGGUACCCUGCACCACUGAUUGUGGUGAGGGAUGUUGAAGACAUGAACCGGUUAAAGAUAUCAAUAUGGCUCUCCCACCGUAUGAACUUCCAAGACAUGGGUGAAAGAUGGCAACGUAGAGCGCUUUUAGUCGAAGAAAUGAUUAAAAUAUUUAGAGAGCUAGAUAUUGAAUACCGCAUGCUCCCGGUUGACAUCAAUGUUCGUAACAUGCCUACGUUGACCUCGAAUCGACUCCCCUCAAAUUGGUUAGCUUGCACAAAUUGAUCAGUUGAACUGCUUUGUUGAUGAACCCAUUAGGCAUUGGGUGUAGUUUCCACCACUAGUAUGAGGUGUAUUUUAGUUUUGGACCGAGUGGAAUGUGCAGGAUCUAUUUACUAGUAACAGGUUAAUUGAAUCAAUAGCAAUGUAUAUUAUAUAUGCAGAAACUGUUAUUUAAGUAUUUUAUUUUCUUUAAGCACCUUUUUGUUUUGA
Molecule: messenger RNA, 2863 nt
Organism: Helianthus annuus (common sunflower)
Lineage: Eukaryota; Viridiplantae; Streptophyta; Magnoliopsida; Asterales; Asteraceae
Product: mechanosensitive ion channel protein 6
Exons: 5
Coding region: 167-2656 (829 amino acids)
Biological process (GO): transmembrane transport; monoatomic anion transport
Cellular component (GO): plasma membrane
Molecular function (GO): mechanosensitive monoatomic ion channel activity
Source: RefSeq, a predicted model, not a curated record